Syzygium oleosum is the source of this 2270-nucleotide messenger RNA. RefSeq names its product phosphoinositide phospholipase C 2-like. The transcript has 9 exons. Gene Ontology annotation, molecular function: phosphatidylinositol-4,5-bisphosphate phospholipase C activity. Lineage: Eukaryota; Viridiplantae; Streptophyta; Magnoliopsida; Myrtales; Myrtaceae. Gene Ontology annotation, biological process: phosphatidylinositol-mediated signaling; lipid metabolic process. Bases 312 to 2093 code for a protein of 593 amino acids. The record is from RefSeq and is a predicted model, not a curated record.
ACAUCAACUUUUGUGCAAGAAGCAUCUUCUUCUCGGAUCACAAUUACCUUUUCCCUCUUCAUGAAUCACUCUCAAAGAUUAAAAGUCGACCAAUCCCCAAGUAUCAAUCCAUAACAUGCGAGCAUCACUUUAUUAGUUGGCCCCAACAAGAAACAACCGACAAGAAAUGGGUCAACUCAAAAGAUCAUAUCAUUAACAUUUCCCCCCUCGAGAAAGAGAGAGAAGAGGAUCAAGCUCCUUGUUCUUGUUUCCUUUCUUCUUCUUCGUCUUCUCGGAUUAUCGACAGAAGAUCAUAUUCUGCUGCAAAACUCAUGUCAAAACAGACCUACCGAGUGUGCUUCUGCUUCCGCAGGAGGUUCAAGCUCCAUGUGGCGGAAGCGCCGGACGAGAUCAAGAGCCUGUUUGUGCGAUACUCAGAGAAUGGGACCAUGACUGUCGAUCAUCUCCACAGGUUCUUGACCGAAGUUCAGAAGGAAGAGAGAGCCACGAGAGAGGACGCACAGGCCAUAGUGGACAGCCUACGUGAGCUCAAGCAUCUUAACAUACUUCACAGGAAGGGCCUCAGCUUUGAAGCCUUUUUCAGAUACCUAUUUGGUGAUAUCAACCCUCCUCUCUCUCCAAAUCAAGGGGUGCACCAUGACAUGGAUGCCCCUCUGUCUCAUUAUUUCAUAUACACAGGCCACAAUUCAUAUCUAACGGGUAAUCAGAUAAGCAGUGAUUGCAGCGAUGUUCCGAUCAUCCAAGCGCUCCAGAGAGGCGUUAGAGUGAUUGAAUUGGAUUUAUGGCCAAAUUCAUCUAAGGACAACAUCGAUGUUCUUCAUGGAGGGACUUUAACCACUCCAGUGGAACUUAUAAAGUGUCUGAGGUCUAUUAAGGAGCAUGCGUUCGUCACAUCCGAGUAUCCGGUCAUCAUAACCUUGGAAGAUCACAUCACUCAGGAUCUUCAGGCCAAAGUGGCCGAGAUGGUCAAUCAAACCUAUGGAGACAUGCUGUUUUGUCCCGGAUCGGAAUGCUUAAAGGAAUUUCCUUCGCCGGAGUCACUCAAGAAGCAUAUCAUAAUAUCGACAAAACCGCCUAAGAGGUAUCUUGAGGCCCAAGAAACCAAGGAAAAGAAAAUUGAACAGCAAAAGAGCAAGGCCUCGACCGAUGAAGAGGCUUGGGGUAAAGAAUUACCCGAACUCAAAGUGGGGGACUCUGCAGCUGGUGAUUCGAACGGUUCUGAUGAAGAAGACAAUAAUCAUGAGGAAGUACUCGAUGACGGUGAUAAAGCACAACGAGAUGUGGUGCCAGCAUAUGUGAGGCUUAUAGCUAUCCAUGCAGUGAAACGAAAGGGUGGACUGAAAGAUUACCUGAGGGUUAAUCCUGAUAAAGUCACACGCCUGAGUUUAGAUGAGCAAAAGCUCGAAAAAGCAGUCGCUGCCCAUGGGAAAGACCUUAUCAGGUUCACCCAGAGGAACUUGCUGAGGGUAUUCCCAAAGUCCACGCGCAUAGACUCGUCAAACUACAAUCCAAUGAUCGGGUGGAGGUACGGAGCUCAAAUGGUCGCGCUCAACAUGCAGGGACAUGGAAGACCACUCUGGUUAAUGCAUGGAAUGUUCAGAGCAAAUGGUGGCUGUGGUUAUGUCAAGAAACCAGAAUUCCUAAUGAAAUCUGGCCCGGAUAAUGAAAUUUUCGAUCCCAAGGCCAAACUUUCAGUGAAAACAACUUUGAAGGUGACUGUGUAUAUGGGAGAAGGAUGGUACAACGAUUUUCAUCGUACGCAUUUCGACGCAUACUCACCUCCGGAUUUUUACACCCGGGUAGGAAUUGCCGGAGUUCCAGCUGAUACUGUCAUGAAGAAAACGAGAACGCUGGAAGACAAUUGGACACCGGUUUGGAAUGAAGAAUUCGAGUUUCCUUUAACUGUUCCGGAACUGGCCUUACUUCGGAUCGAAGUUCAUGAGUAUGACAUUUCGGAAAAGGAUGACUUUGGAGGCCAAACAUGCCUACCAGUAUGGGAGCUACGAAGAGGGAUACGAUCGGUUCCGCUCCAUAACUACGAGGGAGAGAAGUACCGAUCCGUGAAGCUUCUUAUGCGCUUCGAAUUCGUUUGAAUUUGUCGCCGGAAUCACCAGUAAAUAUGAGUCGGAUUCUGUAAAAGGCUUUCCUGAAACUUUUGAUUGUUGGUGUGAACGUGGUAUCCUGUAUCCUGUGACCGGCAAUUCACUGCUGGAAAUACAUGUGCAACGAACGUGUGGUUAAGAAUCAUCCAAACCUGUUAGUUUGUUCAA